UGAAAAUACGGAAUUCACGUUCCGGUGGUAUGGUAGCAGAUGAGAACUGAAAGUGUUGACACAAUGGAAAAGGUUUUAUGUAAUGAACACGGCUGCAUAUGUAUGCUUAAAACGGGCGUAAAAGAUGGACCAAAUAAAGGCAAAAGCUUCUACGUCUGCGUUGACAAGCAAGGCUGUGAUUUCAGUCUGCCUGCCAGCAUCUCACCAUCCCACUGCCUCCAUCAUGAAGAUUCUAUAGUUGAACUCCAAGCUCUUACAUAUAAUUUACAACAGCAGAGCCACAGGUUGUUCUUUCGUUGUGUUGUAGGUAAAAAAGCAGGCCAAAGGUGGUGUGGAAAUGUGCCCUGGAGAGCGCCAGAGAAAGAAAACAGAAAUCCACAGUCAUCUGCAAAGCUACAACCAUCCUGCCUGCCGCCUGUCAGAAACCCCUUUAAAGCUCCUGGAAGGACAGACAAGGACUCUGAGCUGAAGAGGAUGCAGGGUGGUGGAGGUGAAGAGAAAAGAAAGGAGGAGAAGGAGAGACAGGAUAAAGGAGAAGGGAUUUAUCAUAAAGAAAAAGAGGAGAUUUUCAGUGCAGCACAAAAAGAAGACGAUGAAAGGAAACAAGACUCAUCAGAUACAUACAGAGGAAAACAACUUCCAGCAGGGAUGAAGUUAAAAAAGAGAGUUUCAGAUGAGGAGAGACACAGUUCUGAUGCUGACAGUGUGGAAAAGAUGACAGAUAAGGCUCAAGACAAGAGUAAAGAGAGCCACACGGAGCAAGCAAAUGAACCAAAUCCUGUUUUCGUCGCCAAGGUGGUUCAUCCUGAGAAAACAAAUCAACCCACAAAGGAUCCUCAUAAGGACUUACAGAAGGAACCUACUGAUGAAGAAACCUCCCUGAUAAAACAAGCAGACCCUUCUGUAAAAGACAGUAGCACUAAAUCUAUAUCUAUACCAAAUACUAGCACUCAGACCUACAGAGACCCUGAAAAAAUGAGAAAGGCUUCUUCUGACAAACCAAUGCAAGCAGAGUCCAGUCAGAAACAACAAGAAAAAGAUGGUGAUGAUGAUGAUGUUGUGGUAGUGUCGGUGAAACCAGCUACACAGAAAACUCCUCCUGUUUCUGCUGUCCAAAAGACUCUGACUGCCUACCCGGGAUUCAACCCUGCCUCUGUGGUUAAAAGUCAGCAACAAGGCCUGCACAGCCUGCUCACUGCUCAGCUCCAACAGAAAAAGGCCACCCUGUCUGUGGUGAACGUGGCCGCUCUGCCAGAUAAAGGAGAAAGACUGAGGACUCAGGUCAAAGAGCUGGAGGAUGCACUGGAGUCUCUGAGCAUCACUGUUGCUUCUCAGCCCGAAUCACUUUCAGGCUCCCAGGGUGCAAGUAACAGCAGCGAUGCAAGUGCAGGUAGCAGCCAUGUGAACCCAUUCAGCCGGAAGGGUGGCACCAUCCUGCUCCCAGCACCACCAGCAGCUGGACCCUACCAAAAUCAGGCCCCCAGCAGCUCUCUGGGGCUGCAGCUGAGCCAGGGUUACACCCCGAUGUAUGGAGCAAAUCCACAGGUGCAAGCAUUUUACGGUGGAAGGAUGACAGAGGACCGUUUGCUUGCAGUGAAAAAUGCCACAUGUGAAGCCAUCGACCAUCUCCACAAAUCCUUAGAGUCCUGCCCUGAUGCUGAGAACCAAGCUCCAGACCCUAGAGGCCUCAAGGUGUCACUCCUUGCCCAUCAGAAGAGAGCUUUGGCCUGGCUGCUCUGGAGAGAAACUCAGAACCCCUGUGGAGGAAUUCUGGCGGAUGACAUGGGUCUGGGGAAAACCCUCACAAUGAUUUCUGUCAUCCUGUCCACAAAAAAGAAGGCAAAAGAGGAAGAGGAAAAGAAGGAAGAGGAGAAGCAAGAGGGUUGGAUCUCUAAGACUGACUCGAGCGUUGUGGUUUCUAAAGGCACUCUGAUCAUCUGCCCUGCUUCUCUGGUUCAUCACUGGAAGAGGGAGAUUGACCGACAUGUGAAGACGGGCAGGCUGUCUGUGUACCUGUACCACGGUCCUAACCGUGAGAAAAGUGCUAAAGUGCUGGCAGAUCAUGAUGUCGUAGUAACUACAUACAGUUUAGUCUCUAAGGAGAUCCCAGUCCAGAAGGAUGAUGCUGAGCAACCCAGCAAAGAUGCUGAAAAAGUGCCGUCACACUCAGCUCCUCUUCUGAGAGUAACCUGGGCUCGGGUGAUUCUUGACGAAGCCCACAACAUCAAAAACCCCAAAGUGCAAACCUCCAUGGCUGUCUGUCAGCUGAGGGCUCAAGCACGCUGGGCUGUAACCGGAACGCCCAUCCAGAACAACCUGCUGGACAUGUACUCUCUGCUCAAAUUUCUGCGUUGUGCUCCGUUUGAUGAGUACAAACUUUGGAAAGCUCAGGUAGACAACGGCUCCAAAAGAGGCAGAGAGAGACUCAACAUCCUGACGAGGACUCUGCUGCUCCGACGCACCAAAGAUCAGCUGGACACCACAGGAAAACCUCUGGUGUCUCUCCCUGACCGGACCUGUGAGGUUCAUCAGCUCAAGCUGUCAAAGGAUGAACAGGCUGUUUAUGAUGUGGUCUUUGCACAAUCAAGAUCCACUCUGCAGAACUACCUUAAGAGACAUGAAGGAAAUGACUUGAAAAAGGGAAACACUUCAACUUCAAACCCCUUCGACAAAGUGGCGCAAGAGUUUGGCAUGUCCCAAGUUGACACUGCUCUGUCGAGUUCCCAGCAGCCCCAGCAGGCGUCCAGCACCGUCCAUAUCCUGUCACUUCUGCUGCGUCUGCGACAGUGCUGCUGUCACCUGUCACUCCUCAAGAAGACUCUCGACUCAGCGGAGCUGCAGGGUGAUGGGAUCAUCUUGUCUCUGGAGGAGCAGCUCAACGCUUUGUCACUCAGCUCCAGCCCCUCACCAUCGUGUCCCGACCCCAAAGGCACAGUGGCUCUUAACGGCACCCGCUUCCCCUCUCAGCUGUUUGAGGAAACGAGUGAGAGCUCCAAGAUUUCUGCUAUCAUCUCUGAGCUCAGGGCAAUCAAACAGAAGGGUGCCGAUCAGAGAAGCGUGAUUGUGUCUCAGUGGACCAGCAUGCUCCACAUUGUAGCCGUCCACCUAAAGCAGAUGGGCCUGAAAUAUGGCGUAAUCGAUGGGACAGUUAACCCCAAGCGUCGCAUGGAUCUGGUUGAAGAUUUUAAUACUAACCCUAAAGGACCACAGGUGAUGCUGGUUUCUCUUUGUGCUGGAGGAGUUGGACUCAAUCUUAUAGGAGGAAAUCAUCUCUUUCUCAUCGACAUGCACUGGAACCCAGCUUUGGAGGAUCAGGCCUGUGACCGGAUCUACAGAGUCGGACAAACUAAAGACGUAACCAUCCACAGAUUUGUGUGUGAAGGCACAGUAGAGGAGAAGAUUUCCACGCUUCAAGGGAAAAAGAAGGAGUUGGCCCAAAACGUGCUGUCAGGAACUGGAAACACUUUCACUAAACUCUCUCUGGCUGACCUCAAAAUCAUUUUCGGUGUGUGAUAGAGAAGAGGAUAGUCAAAUCCACUGUUACAUCUGACUGCUAUUAUUUCAAACCAUGAAAGUUAAGGGUUAUAGGGCUAUUACUAUGAUAAGGUUGCACAUUAACAUCAUCCAUAGCAAAUAUAUUUAUUUACUGUGUUUGAGUGCACAUGCCUAAGCAGUGAUGUUUGACAGUGUUUUGUGCUUCCAUAUACUACAGUGAGUGUAGCAAAUAUUUUUUAUUGAGUUUAAGACACGUUUAUUUUUAUUCUAUAUUUUAUUGUGUUACAUCCCAGGGGCACACUAAAACAGGACGUACUUCUGUUUAAAUCCUUUAAAUUCACACAGCUACUUAUUUUCUGGAGUCGCUAAUAUUUUCCUGUUUAUUUGUUUCUGUUCUUUUUUAUGUCUGUUGUAUUCUUUGAUAAGAUUUUGUUUUAAUAAAUUUAGCUGUUUUUAAGUUAAUGGGUUUAAUGUUUUGUUGUGAAGGUGCAUUGUUAAUUGAGAUGUUUAUCAAUAUAGAAUAAUAUAAAACUGAAUCAAGAUGAUGCUGAAACACACUGCCUAUAAAAAGUAUU
Messenger RNA from Cheilinus undulatus (humphead wrasse), 4070 nucleotides. It is a transcript of the gene ttf2, whose product is annotated as transcription termination factor, RNA polymerase II. The record is from RefSeq and is a predicted model, not a curated record. Lineage: Eukaryota; Metazoa; Chordata; Actinopteri; Labriformes; Labridae. Gene Ontology annotation, molecular function: ATP binding; ATP-dependent chromatin remodeler activity; zinc ion binding. The transcript is spliced from 23 exons. Bases 40 to 3513 code for a protein of 1157 amino acids.